AUGGAGGCUUUUUAAUUAAAAUUAUAACGAAUGAAAAAUUACAAAUAACAACUAUAAUACUUAUUGUAAAAACCUAUUGCAAGUCCUCAAUUCCGAUAAAUAUUUCUUGAAUGUGACCAAUAUCAAAUGAUAGUUUAAGUGCUAAUUGAAGCCAAAUCGGAUAAAAUUAGCGUAGUUAAAGAACAAUUGAAAUUGUUUGGACUAUUGGCUGAAUGUGCGAAUGAAAACUUGAGCCCUCAAUUACCAAUGAUAUUCACUCAUCUAUUGAAGAGAAUCAAGGAUUUCGAAUCAAUGAGUUGUGUUUGCACACAAGUGGCUGAAAUUGUAGGAAAAAUAGUUAAACAUUGUUGUUUCGAUGGAGAUGUAUUAAAUAGCAUUUUGAAACCACUCAUGAAUCAUUUGAAUUAGAAUGCUUAACAUGCUCUCUGUUUGACCAGAGUAGUCUAAUUUUUGUCUUAUGAAAUCUUAGAACAAAAUGCUUUGUUCCUAUUUAGGAAAUUCAUCUCAUUAUUGAAUCAACAAAAUGGAAAAGUAGAGAUCCUAGAAGGAAUGGCUGCAAUCAUCUUAAGUGUUGAGGAAUAAUCAGAGUAUGAAAAUUCAUUUUAUCCUAGUAUCUUUGCUGAUGAAAUCAUUCCCCAUUUAUAAUUUUUGCUGUCAAAUCAAUAGUGGCAAGUGAAGAAAAUGGCUCUAGACAUAUUGUACUCUCUUGUGGUCUUGUAAAAAGAGAAAAUGCAAGACCAUUCCUAUUUUAAGGAAUUAAUGUAUGAAUUAAAAUCAAAUAAGGUAAUUAUUUUAAUUGAAUUAUUAGAUAAAACAAGUAAGAGAUUCGGCGAGCUUAAUAUUGGAUGUAUUACAAUAGAAUAAUUAAAUAUAAUCGAAUAAUUCUUAAUAACAAUCAUCCCAAACCUAAUUAGAUAAGUAAGUUACAUCGGUUGAAAGAUAAACCAACUAUGGAGGUUAAAUUAAAUCUUAAUCUCAACCUUAAUUAUUAAUUAAUACCACAAAUAAGUAAUCCCACUCCAAUAAUGCUUUACCUCCAUAACCGCAAACUCCUUCUCAAUAAUAAAUGAAUCGAUUAUCCCAAACACCUGCUUAAACUAGCAAAGCUAACACAGAUGAAAAACUUCAAUUGGCAGUUGAGGCAAUAUAGUUGUUGAGUGGGAUAUUGAAGUCUAAAGGAAUUUGUGAUUCAGCAGAAACCUAAUAAAUAGAUUCCAUAUUGAAUAGAUUGAAUGAGAGAGAAAGUUACAAACAACCUGCAAUGAAAUUUUCUCAGUUUAAUGAUACUGAGACCUUUAUUAGUAAGGAGGCAGCAGAAAUUUUGAGAGAAUUCAAGGAGAAAUAGAGAUCAGAUUAUCUAAGAUGAUUUAAUUUUAUAA
Paramecium octaurelia is the source of this 1379-nucleotide messenger RNA. NCBI's taxonomy places the organism in Eukaryota, Ciliophora, Oligohymenophorea, Peniculida, Parameciidae. The record is from the annotation of a GenBank genome assembly.